Molecule: messenger RNA, 1436 nt
Organism: Lipotes vexillifer (Yangtze River dolphin)
Lineage: Eukaryota; Metazoa; Chordata; Mammalia; Artiodactyla; Lipotidae
Gene: MARCHF4
Product: membrane associated ring-CH-type finger 4
Exons: 4
Coding region: 194-1405 (403 amino acids)
Biological process (GO): protein ubiquitination
Cellular component (GO): Golgi stack; trans-Golgi network
Molecular function (GO): zinc ion binding; ubiquitin-protein transferase activity
Source: RefSeq, a predicted model, not a curated record
GAGAUCAGAAGCAGUGGCUCGCAGUCGUCAGUCAAGGGGGCCAUUUAUUUGCUACUUGGAAGGGAGGUAACGGGAGCCAGUGCGAACGAAGCCUCCCCCCAUCACACAGAUACACUGUGGACCCCCUCAAACGAUCCCAUCCUCUGCAAAGACUCCGCCUGCCCCUACCGGUCUCUCUGCUUCCACCGGGCACAUGCUGAUGCCCCAGAGCGGGCUGCCCUGGUGGUGGUGGUGGUACUGCUGUGCCUGGUACCGCUGUGGAUUGUGCCUCCCAGCCCGCCAGAUGCUGCGCCACCAGGGUCUCCUCAAGUGCCGCUGCCGCAUGCUCUUCAAUGACCUGAAGGUUCUCCUCCUGCGGCGCCCCCCCCCAGCGCCCCUGCCCAUGCACGGCGAACCCCAGCCCCCCGGCGUGGCAGCCAACAACACCCUUCCGGCUCCGGGCGCCGGGGGGCGGGCAGGCUGGAGGGGGCCUCGAGAAGGCGUGGCCAGGGAGACCCCUCCCCUGCCACCUUCAGUGGAAGAUGACUGGGGUGGCCCAGCCGCAGAGCCACCUGCCUUGCUGCUCAGCAGUGCCUCUUCAGAUGACUUCUGUAAGGGGAAGGCUGAGGAUCGCUACUCACUGGGCAGCAGCCUGGACAGUGGCAUGAGAACCCCGCUCUGCCGCAUCUGCUUCCAGGGGCCGGAACAGGGGGAGCUGCUGAGCCCGUGCCGCUGCGACGGCUCGGUCAAGUGCACACACCAGCCUUGCCUCAUCAAGUGGAUCAGCGAGCGGGGCUGCUGGAGCUGCGAGCUGUGCUACUACAAGUACCACGUCAUCGCCAUCAGCACAAAGAACCCUCUGCAGUGGCAGGCCAUCUCUCUGACAGUCAUUGAGAAGGUUCAGAUCGCAGCUGCCAUCCUGGGUUCCCUCUUCCUCAUCGCCAGUAUCUCUUGGCUCAUCUGGUCGACCUUCAGCCCCUCAGCAAAAUGGCAGCGCCAAGACCUCCUCUUCCAGAUCUGCUACGGGAUGUAUGGAUUCAUGGAUGUGGUGUGCAUAGGCCUCAUCAUCCAUGAGGGACCCUCCGUGUACCGCAUCUUUAAACGGUGGCAGGCUGUCAACCAGCAGUGGAAAGUGCUGAACUAUGACAAGACGAAAGACCUGGAGGAUCAAAAGGCAGGAGGCAGGACCAACGCCCGGAUGUCCUCGGCCACCCAGGCCAACGCGCCCCCCUCCGGAGAGGAGGCUGCGGGCACCCCUGCCCCUGAGGAAGGCCCUGCCCGGGCGGCCGGCCACCCCUCAGGCCCUCUGUCCGAUCACCACUGUGCUUACACCAUCCUGCACAUCUUGAGUCACUUAAGACCUCAUGAACAGCGGACCCCCCAGGGCGGCAGCCGAGAGCUGGUCAUGAGGGUCACAACGGUGUGAGAGGAGAGACCUGGGAGGGAGCUGUGACCAC